Messenger RNA from Phialemonium atrogriseum, 1343 nucleotides. RefSeq lists its product as uncharacterized. Bases 311 to 1033 code for a protein of 240 amino acids. The record is from RefSeq and is a predicted model, not a curated record. Lineage: Eukaryota; Fungi; Ascomycota; Sordariomycetes; Cephalothecales; Cephalothecaceae. Gene Ontology annotation, molecular function: oxidoreductase activity, acting on the CH-OH group of donors, NAD or NADP as acceptor. The transcript has a single exon.
GAGAGGAGUAAUUAGUGAACGAAGGAUUGGUAAUGGGAAAACGGGUAAUCUGUAGUGUCCUGUACCGAUGUAACAUAGGCAAUAGGCCUUGUGGGGCGGAUCCUCAACAGUGAUCUUGGGUCAGCAUUAAUGAGGAACGAGGCAAUUAUGCCUCCUCCUCCCACAACAUCUUUGUCCUGAAACUCAUCAUAACGCCUCGAGCCAGCAACGUUGGGCUCCCAUAUCUUCUCAUCUCUCUCAGCCUCGAACUCAAGUCGUGAGAAGAAACCCGACAUCGCCAGAACCGUCAGACACCCACCUCUCGCCCGCAAUGCCCAUCUACUGCAUCACCGGCGCCAACCGGGGCCUGGGGCUCGAGUUCGUCCGGCAGCUCGCGUCCUCGCCCGAGAACACGGUCCUCGCCACCAGCCGGUCCGUCUCGCCCGCCGACCUGGGCGACCUCAGAUCGGCGGCGUCGGCGACGACGCACAUCCUCGAGUGCGACGUCGGCUCCCUCGAGUCGAUCGGCUCGUUCGCGCGGGAGGCGGCCCGCAUCCUGGACGGGCGCAAGGUGGACUUCCUCGUCAACAACGCGGGCGUCAACCUGCAGUCGUCGCGGAGCAGCCUGGAGAUCGACCCGGAGACCCUGUACGACCAGGUGCGCAUCAACGUCGUCGGGCCCGCCAAGAUCGUCGAGUCGUUCGCGGGCGCGGGCAUGCUCUCCGCCGACGUCAGGGUCGUCAACUUGACGUCGGGGCUGGCGAGCAUGGGCGUCAGCUUGGGCAUCAGCCCGCGAAAGUGCGCCGCCUACAGCAUCUCCAAGGCCGGGCUGAACAUGCUCACCGUGCACCAGAGCGGGGACCUGAGGACGAAGUUCCCCGGCGCCGUGGCGAUCGUGAUCGAUCCCGGUUGGGUGAAGACAAGGCUGGGCGGGGAAGGGGCCAUCCUGGAGCCCGAGGUGAGCAUUGGGGGCAUGUUGAAGGUCAUCCACGGACUGGGUAAGGAUGACAAUGGGAAAUUUUUCUCCUACCAGGGGGAUGAGAUCCCUUGGUGAAGGGUGCUGGAAGGGUGCUGGAAAGGGUAUCAUCUCGGGAGCCGGCUAGCGAAAUUCAAGUUGCCUGAUAUUUCUCCCUUAUGCAUCUUAUCCAUGAUUGACGUGUUCGGAGAGAUCUGUGAAGUUGUGGCACAACGGCGUAACUGAAUGCCCUUAUGCCCUUACACGUCAGGCUUCCUUGGUCCAGUGGCCGAAACUAGCUUUUCGUCUUCUUAGAACCGUUGCGUCCAGUCCAGCCGCGAUUAGAUUCUCCAAGUCUCUCUCUCUACGUUUUGCGAGGGUUGGAUGAGGUAGCACCCAAAACUCCAUC